AUGGCAUCUCAUGUAGCAAAAUCUUUAAUAAAAGCUACCCAUGUCGGAUCGACUGCAAAAUUCGAUACUGCCCGCCGGGCUCUCAGUGUGGGGGCUGCACUCCAGCAGAAAAAAACUCUCCAAGACCGUACCGGCAAGAAUGUAGUUCUCGUAGAUGGAGUCAGGACUCCUUUCCUCGUUUCGUUUACUGAUUACUCUCGGAUGAUGCCUCACGAGUUGGCCCGACAUGCUCUGCUUGGUCUCCUUCAAAAGACUGGCAUCUCUAAGGACAUCAUUGACUACAUUGUAUACGGUACUGUCAUCCAAGAAGUGAAGACCUCCAAUAUUGGUCGCGAGGCGGCGCUAGCGGCCGGGUUCAGUGACCGCACUCCCGCGCACACCGUCACCAUGGCCUGUAUAUCGUCCAACCAGGCGAUCACCACUGGUAUCGGUAUGAUAGCAGCCGGCGCAUACGAAGUGAUAGUGGCCGGUGGCGUAGAAUUUAUGUCUGAUGUCCCCAUUCGGCACUCGCGCAAGAUGCGCUCACUGCUACUGCGGCUAAACCGCGCCAAGACUCCCGCGCAGAGGCUGUCGCUGAUCGCCACUAUAAGGCCGGACUUCUUCGCGCCAGAGUUACCCGCCGUGGCUGAGUUCUCGUCGGGCGAGACGAUGGGCCACAGCGCGGACAGACUGGCCGCAGCGUUCGGUGCGUCGCGCGCGGAACAAGACGAGUACGCGCUCAGAUCGCACAUGAACGCUCAUAACGCUCAACAGAAGGGGUACUUUACCGACUUGAUACCGGUUAAAGUGGACGGCAGAGACGGCCUGGUUGACAAGGACAACGGUAUCCGCGUCUCCACGCCCGAACAGCUCGCCAAGCUGAAGCCGGCCUUCGUCAAACCACAUGGAACUGUCACCGCUGCCAACGCUUCAUUCCUGACAGACGGGGCGUCUGCUUGCCUAGUGAUGUCGGAGGCCAAGGCCAAGGAGCUGGGCCUCAGACCGAAGGCCUAUCUGCGGGACUUCCUCUACGUAGCACAGGACCCCGUAGACCAACUUCUCCUGGGGCCGGCUUACGGCAUCCCCAAGCUGCUGGACCGCGCCGGCCUCAAGAUGAACGACAUCGACUCCUGGGAGAUCCAUGAAGCCUUCGCUGGUCAAAUUCUAGCUAAUUUGAAGGCGCUGGACUCUGAUUGGUUCAGCCAGACCUACCUGGGACGCCAGUCGAAGGUGGGAAACCCAGACAUGAAGAAAUGGAACGCUUGGGGCGGCUCGCUCUCUAUCGGACAUCCGUUCGCCGCUACCGGGGUCCGCCUCGCGAUGCACACGUCCAACCGUCUCGUCCGCGAAGACGGACAGUUAGGCGUGAUCUCUGCUUGUGCGGCUGGAGGGCAGGGAGUCGCCAUGAUCCUCGAGAGGCAUCCCGACGCCACCGCUGAUUAG
Molecule: messenger RNA, 1422 nt
Organism: Chilo suppressalis (striped riceborer)
Lineage: Eukaryota; Metazoa; Arthropoda; Insecta; Lepidoptera; Crambidae
Source: the annotation of a GenBank genome assembly